This is a messenger RNA of Capronia coronata CBS 617.96, 1440 nucleotides long. RefSeq lists its product as uncharacterized. The transcript has 5 exons. The record is from RefSeq and is a predicted model, not a curated record. Gene Ontology annotation, molecular function: transmembrane transporter activity. Gene Ontology annotation, biological process: transmembrane transport. Bases 1 to 1440 code for a protein of 479 amino acids. NCBI's taxonomy places the organism in Eukaryota, Fungi, Ascomycota, Eurotiomycetes, Chaetothyriales, Herpotrichiellaceae. Gene Ontology annotation, cellular component: membrane.
AUGUCCACCACCGAGACAAUCACCAGAUCAAUCCACCAACCUCAUGCAUACGCGCCGGAGACGUUUGAGUUGAGCCUCAAAACCCCCGGUAGGUCUCUCAGAGAACUCUCCAAACGGGUCGUGGGCAGCUCCACGCGACCGCAUCGCUCUACCUACCCAUCCAUCUCUUCAGACGAGGAAGACAACCGAGAUCGCAUUCGAGAUGAGGAUAAUCAACCCCCCGAGUCUGCCCAUUCGAUCACGCAAAGAUGGAACAAGCCGAGAGGUAACAUCGGGCGACUGGGAUUCGCAAGUUUUUCAUUUAUCAUUGCCGGUCUGAACGAUGCCGCUGUUGGCGCUUUGAUACCAUAUUUAGAAACCUACUACGACCUCAACUACACCAUCAUCUCUUUGAUCUUCUUGACCCCGUUCGCCGGCUACUCUCUGGCCGCCUUCACCAAUGCCUCCAUCCACGCGCGACUGGGCCAGCGCGGGAUCGCCGUCAUGGCCCCGAUCUGCCACAUGAUCACCUUCGCCGUCUUGUCUGCCCAUCCGCCCUUCCCCGUCUUGGUCGUCGUGAACACCAUCUGCGGCUUCGGGAAUGGCCUCACGGACGCCUGUUUCUGCGCCUGGGUCGGCGCCAUGGACAACGCCAAUGCCGUCCAGGGCGUCAUGCACGCGUGCUACUCGAUCGGCGCGCUGUUUGCGCCUCUGAUCGCGACGUCGAUGGUUGUCAAUUCCGGAUUGCCGUGGUGGGAUUUCUAUUAUUUCAUGGUCGGGGCCGCGUUUCUGGAAUGGAUCGGGCUCAGCUGGACAUUCCGGCGCAAAACUGGCGAACUCUACCGCCUCGAACACGCACGGGACAACGAUUCCACAACGAGUGGACGGACGAGAGAAGCGCUCAAGUCCAAAAUCACCUGGCUUUGUGCGGCCUUCUUUUUCAUGUAUAUGGGCAUUGAAGUCGGUCUGGGCGGCUGGAUUGUGACAUUCAUGCUCCGCGUCCGUGGCGCCUCGCCCUCCGCCUCGGGCUACUCCGGCACGGGGUUCUGGGCCGGCCAAGCCGUCGGCCGGGCCUCGCUCGGCUUCGUGACCGAACGCUUCGGCGAACGCAUCUGCAUCACCGUCUACCUUGCCCUCUGCCUGGCCUUGCAGCUCAUCUUCUGGCUCGUGCCGCAAUACCUAGUGUCCGCCGUGGCCGUCGCGCUCCUGGGCUUCUUUCUCGGCCCCUUGUUCCCCGGCUGUGUCAUGGUCACGGCGAAACUGCUGCCCAAGCAUAUCCACGUCAGUGCCAUUGGCUUUGGCAUGGCCUUGGGCGGCACGGGCGGCACGGUCUUUCCCUUCAUCAUCGGCGCGGUUGCGGCCAGUAAGGGAGUCAAGGUCUUGCAGCCCAUUAUCUUGUCGUUAAUCGUCGUCGUGGCCGUCAUAUGGGUCAUGUUUCCCAGGGUCAAGAAGAGGGAAUAA